AUGCCCAUGACAACGGAUGUCCAUGGGACAAAGGUGCAUGUGAUACGGCUGCUGGGGUGGACAUUGGAAAUUCUGAAGUAUUUACAUGAGAAUGGCUGUCGCUGGGAUGAAUACACCUGCCGCCAGGCUGCUCAAAAUGGCGAGCUGGAAGCCCUGAAUAUGCACACGAAAAUGGCUGUCCUUGGAAGAAGAACACCUGCGCUGCUGCAAGAUAUGGUCAUUUCCAUGUCCUCCAAUAUGCCCAUGAACAUGGCUGCCCUUGGGAUGAGAAAACCUGCAGCAAAGCUGCAACAACUGGCCGUUUGAAACUGCUCAAAUAUGCCCAUGAAAAUGGCUGUCCAUGGAAUGAAGAAACAACUUGCGCUGCUGCAAGAUAUGGUCAUUUCCAUGUCCUCCAAUAUGCCCAUGAACAUGACUGCCCUUGGGAUGAGAAAACUGCAGCGAAGCUGCAAGAACUGGUCAUUUGAAACUGCUCAAAUAUGCACAUGAAAAUGGGUGCCCAUGGGACGAAGAGACAACCAUCAAUGCUGAAAAGAAUGGGCAAUCGGAAGUCAUGUCAUAUGUUCGAGAAUACGGUUGUCCAUAUCCAGGGGACUCCAUCAAAAGGUUUGCCAUUGUGUCUGCUGGUUUCUGCAGCAUUCUUCUUCUUCUAGUUUUGGUGAUUGCCAUUUUCAAAUGGUGAACGCUACGGUACACCGUACUCAAUGAGAAGAGAAGAGGGAAGGGCGCCAAGCAUCAUCAAGAUCCAUCAGGAGGAGAGCUGAUAAAAGCCUCUUUACUUAUUUGAUUCUCGUUUUUAUUAAACAAAACCGCACUGUUACCAUUA
Seminavis robusta is the source of this 826-nucleotide messenger RNA. The record is from the annotation of a GenBank genome assembly. Lineage: Eukaryota; Bacillariophyta; Bacillariophyceae; Naviculales; Naviculaceae.